CAUGUCGAGGUGAAAGUGCGAGCUGCUGCUGCCAUUUUUCCGAGGCAGUCUUUUUGAUGAGUUCGGCAACCAGAGCCCGAGUGUGAGUUUGGUCGUGAGUCUUGCGCCUUUUUGUUUCAUAUUCUGGCCUGCUGAUACGUCCUGGGCACUGAGGUUUGAUUUUUGGGCGGGUUAAACCGGCUCCGCUCUGCUUUGCUCGGCUAGCUAGCGUUAGCUGCUGCUGUAAACAAACCGCCAGAGCCAGAGAGGGAAGACUCUGGAGGUUUGUUAGGCACUUUUAGCCACUAAUUCACCACCAGAGCCAGAGAGGGAACACUCUGAAGGCUUGUUAGGCACUUUUAGUCACUAAUUCACCACCAGAGCCAGAGAAGAGGCACUCUGGAGGUUUGUUAGGCACUUUUGGUCCAUAGUCCAUCUACUUAGGCGCUGAUAUAACGUUAGAGAGCUGUCGUUUGGCUGCAGGAGGCUGUUUGCUGCUGCUAGUCUGCCUCCCACUCCAGUUUUGAUGACAGUGCGAGUUUCUCCAAAGCAGCUCGGAGCUCAGCGGCUUUAGGGCGGCUCGGAGUCAGUCCGCUCACCGGCCCAGCGCGACCUCACACGCCGGCGGCAUGUCGUCCUUCUCCGAGUCCGCCCUGGAGAAGAAGCUGUCGGAGCUGAGCAGCUCCCAGCAGAGCGUCCAGACCCUGUCCCUGUGGAUCAUCCACCACCGCAAACACUCCGGCCUCAUCGUCAAAGUGUGGCACAGAGAGCUGAAGAAAGCUAAAAGCACCAGGAAGCUGACCUUCCUGUAUCUGGCUAAUGAUGUCAUCCAGAACAGCAAGAAGAAAGGACCAGAGUUCACCAAAGACUUUGAGUCUGUGCUCGUCGACGCCUGCUCACAUGUGGCCAGCGAAGCAGACGAGAACUGUAAGAAGCACAUGGAGAGACUCCUGAACAUCUGGAAGGAGAGGAGCCUCUACAGAAGUGACUUCAUUCAGCAGCUCAAACUGGCCAUAGAAGACUCCAACAGCCCCAGACCCUCAGAAGAGAAAAAAGCCGUAAAACGAAGUUAUCAGAAAAUCCAGGAAGAUGAAGACGACGAGGACGACGACUACAGAAGCCACAUUUCUCCUCAUAACGCUGAUUCCUCUGCUACCCAGCUGACGGAGGAGCUGGUGAAAGCCCUGCAGGACUUGGAAAACGCUGCAUCAGGCGACGCCGCUGUUCGUCAGAAGAUCGCUUCGUUGCCACAAGAAGUUCAGGAUGUUUCUCUGCUGGAGAAGAUCACCGACAAGGAGGCGGCGGACAAGCUGUCAAAGACGGUGGACGAAGCCUGUCUGCUUCUGGCCGAGUACAACGGGCGACUGGCUGCAGAGCUGGAGGACCGCAGGCAGCUGGCCCGCAUGCUGACCGAGUACAUCAGCAGCCAGAAGGAGGCGCUCAUGGAGAGAGAGAAGAAGCUAGAGGAAUACAAGCAGAAACUGGCGAGGGUGACUCAGGUGAGGAAGGAGCUCAAGUCCCACAUCCAGAGCCUCCCUGAUCUGUCCCUGCUGCCCAACGUUACCGGAGGUUUGGCGCCGCUGCCUUCAGCUGGAGACCUUUUCUCCACCGACUGAGAGAUCUCUGCCCAGACAGACUACCCUCGUGUCCCUCCCCCAGCAAGACUCAACCUCACAUUUGACUCUCAGAAGUCCUCCCAGCUCGUGACACGUGUGGUCAGCAGAAAACCCACCUGCUGAGGAACCUGCAGGACGAGGAAGGAGGGUUUGGUGAAAGGAGAACAGAGACUCCGUCAGCCUGGAUUUAUUUCCCCAUAACCGGCUCGGUCAUCGAGGAUUCCACUUCACCAGCUUGGAACAAGUUUCUUUCCUGAUUUUUUUUUUUUUUUUUUAAAGUUUAGUUUUAAGUGCUGAGAUGUCGGCGGUUUGAGGGGAGGGGCAGGUGGAAGCAGCGAUGUGUAGACAUGAAUGUUGUUUGUCAAUCGAAGCUCCUAUUUUUGGUUUAGCGAGCGAAGGUAGGCUCUCUAAGCUCCUAGAGGUUGUGAUGACACUGUGAAGGGGAUGUACCGUUCAUUAGUUUUAUUUCUCGGCUAAUUAGAGGAAAUCUCAGAUGGGGUUCAGUAUACGUUGCUUUUUGGUUGUUUUCACAGCUGUUACACUCAUCUCACCGACACUUCGUAGAGUCUCAUUAAACAGAACAAUGUUUUGAAGUCAAGAGAGGUUUUCUUGUUUCCCUUUGCAAGCAAUUUUUCUCAUUUUUAGACAAAAAAAAAAGAAAGUGAGCAACUGCUUUCAUGCUUCAAAUUGGCAAAGCAAAUCCUGGAAGUUAGAAAAAGCAUUUUUCUUUCAGAGAAACUGUACUGUAAAAGACAGUAUCUUCUGAAAGAGGGAGGAAAUUUCUGCGAAAAAUGAAAGAUAAGUAUUAAAAGUAAUAAUUUUUAGCGUCUGUAGGGCUGAGCAAUAUGGAAAAUAAUCAACAAGAUGUUCAAAUAUAAACAAAGAAAUCAGGACGGGUUACAUUAAUGGCACUAAAUUUAAUAAGAAAAGAACAGAAUCUGGUUGUAUAGAAAGAAAACUAUGCAUAAUAAUAAUAAAUCCCUACAAUUGUUGCAUAUUGCUCAGUCCUGUUUGGGUGUAGCUGUCCAGUAUUUAAAUAUUUACCAGACCCUUUUAUGUAUGUUUUAAAAUAGGUGAUAAAUGGCAUCACACGUCUAAUCGUUUAGAUUUUAUGUUUGAGAACUCCCCAAGUAAUAUUUUGGUUUAAACUCUUGAAACUCAAAACAACAUUCAUCAUUUGUUUGAGUCGUUGAUUUUCAGUCGUCUGUAAGAAAAAAAGAUGCAGUUAUGGAGAAGUUUUCUGAUAAAAAGGUCAGCGAUGUUCAACCAGACAAAGCUCUCGUUUUGUCAAAACUUUCAGAAGCACACGGCGGCUCCUGCUGCGGCAGAAAAGAGUGUUUCCUACAAUAAAAGAAGAUUUCAGCAGUGGAAACGCUCCUGCUGAUGCAACAGGAUCUGUUGAGAAAUGCUGCUGCUAAUCCUUCUCCAUAAACUCUUGUGUCUCCUGGCAAAAUAUCUCAAACAGCUUCAGCUUUGCUUGUUGAACCAAAAAUGUGUGGAUGUAAUCAUUAGUGUCUUGGGCCAGAUGUCAAAUAAUCUUUCAGUAGCUUUGGAUGUUGAAUGUCAAAUUUUGAUGCAUCAUUUGAUUUAGUCCUGAGUUAAAUAAGUGUUGAAUACGACUGCUGUGUACCGGGAAGGAUUCCAGCAGCAUUUUAACCCAGAUGUGCUUCACUGUAGAUAUUAUUUAGAUAUUUUCUUACCUACUUGCGGUGUGGUAUGCACUUCUUUCUGUGGAAUCAUACUGUACUACCAGGACUCCACCAGUAGGGGCAGCGAUUUUCUGUAAUGAAAGUGAUUCAGUGGACGCCAAUAAACUGGAACCAUUUGAACAAA
Molecule: messenger RNA, 3428 nt
Organism: Amphiprion ocellaris (clown anemonefish)
Lineage: Eukaryota; Metazoa; Chordata; Actinopteri; Pomacentridae
Gene: rprd1b
Product: regulation of nuclear pre-mRNA domain containing 1B
Exons: 7
Coding region: 609-1595 (328 amino acids)
Biological process (GO): mRNA 3'-end processing
Cellular component (GO): RNA polymerase II, holoenzyme
Molecular function (GO): RNA polymerase II complex binding
Source: RefSeq, a predicted model, not a curated record